Postia placenta MAD-698-R-SB12 is the source of this 975-nucleotide messenger RNA. RefSeq lists its product as hypothetical. Gene Ontology annotation, biological process: purine nucleobase biosynthetic process. The transcript has 8 exons. Lineage: Eukaryota; Fungi; Basidiomycota; Agaricomycetes; Polyporales; Adustoporiaceae. Gene Ontology annotation, cellular component: cytosol. Bases 1 to 975 code for a protein of 324 amino acids. Gene Ontology annotation, molecular function: methylenetetrahydrofolate dehydrogenase (NADP+) activity; methylenetetrahydrofolate dehydrogenase (NAD+) activity. The record is from RefSeq and is a predicted model, not a curated record.
AUGUCUACAGAAGCCAGCGGAAAGGGGGUUCUCCUCAAAGCCGACCCGAUCGCGAAUGCUUUCCGCGACGAGAUCCAGGCAUCACUCGCUACGCGCCCUCGGCCGCCAAGGCUUGUCGGCAUCCUCGCGACAUCUGCUGCACCGAGCAAGUUCUAUGCAGAGUUUACCAAGAAGCAAUGCGAUGCGCUUGGGGUAGAAUUUGUGCUAAGACGGGUUGGUGCCGCCGCGGACCCUACGCUCAGUGAGGGGGACGGCGUAGAGGAGGCUAUCAUCGAAGCGAACGAGGACGAGAACGUGCAUGGAAUUAUGGUCUAUUAUCCGAUCUUCGGCGGUCAGCAGGACCACUAUUUGCAACAGAUUGUCUCGCCGUUCAAGGACGUUGAGGGACUGCACUUCAAAUUCCAUUACAACUUGUAUCAUAAGUACGACCAGCCACCGGCGGGCACGGUCAAGUCAAUCCUACCUUGCACGCCCCUUGCGGUCGUAAAGUGCCUCGAACACAUCGGCAUAUACAAUAGGCUUUUGCCAUACGGAGACCGCGCGUAUGGCAAGACGGUCACGGUCAUCAACCGGUCAGAGGUCGUAGGACGCCCACUCGCCGCACUCCUCGCAAAUGACGGUGCGCGGGUGUUCUCGGUCGACAUUGACUCCAUUCAGGCAUGUAUCCAUCAUUUCGAGUACAAUAAGCGGCCACAGCAGAGCACAGAUGCCGCGCGGCGUUAUCAUCCGCGACACGUUGUGCACCCGAGCACGCUCUCCCUGGAGGAGUGCCUUGCGUUCUCGGACGUCAUCGUCUCAGCGGUGCCAAAUGCAUCGUACAAGGUGAAGACAGCGUUGCUCAAGGACGGAUGCGUAUGCAUAAAUGUCGCCGCCGACAAGAACUUCGAGGCCGAUGUAAGAGAGAAGGCGUCGCUGUAUAUGCCCACAAUCGGCAAGGUCACCAUCAUGAUGCUGCUGCGAAACCUGUGCGUCUGA